AUGGAUAAUACUGACGACUUCGCUAUCCCAAAAUGGGUUUCCUUCACCAAAGAGUGGCAUACAAAACCAUAUCCGGAUAUUUCCCCCAGUCGUAGUGAUCUGUCGGCUACGGGGAAGAACGUGGUUAUUACUGGAGGAGGUACAGGCAUUGGAAGGGCUGUUGCUAUCGCGUUUGCAAAGGCAGGAGCGAGCAGUGUCUCUAUCCUUGGAAGGCGGCUGGAUAGACUGGAAAGCAGUGUCAUUGCGAUUUCGGCUGCAGCGCAGUCUCACACCCAAGUGCUUUACAGAAUAGCAGAUCUUACCGACCGUACGCAGGUCGAAGGCGCACUUGCGAGCAUUACGAGCGCAGUUGGCAAAGUGGACAUAUUUGUUAACAACGCAGGCGCACUCCCGCCCAUGAAGCCAGUCGCAAAAUACGAUACGGCAACAUUUAUGCGAGCCUUUAACAUGAAUGUGCUUACAUCGCUCAAUGCCAUUCACGCAUUCAUUCCUCUUGCCGGGACUGAUCCAAUACUGCUCAAUAUAUCAAGCAACCUUGCCCACAUACAGCCGAUGCCCAGUAUGUCGGCGUAUGCGGCAAGCAAGGGGGCACAGCUAAAAAUGGUGGAGCAUUUUGCGGCAGAGAACCCAGAGCUGCAUGUCGUCAGUAUUCAGCCCGGGGUGAUUGCGACGGAAAUUGCCGGGCCUGACUCCAAUGUACAAGGCCAAGACGAAGUGGAGUUACCGGGGCAUUUUUGCGUUUGGUUGGCCUCAGCUGAGGCAAAGUUUUUGAAAGGAAAGUUUGUAUGGGCCAAUUGGGAUGUUUCCGAGCUCCUGCGACGAAGCGAGGAGAUUCGCGACUCGCGGUUGCUCACAGUUGGUCUGGCUGGAGUCGCCAUGCGUGCGACGUAUGUUGUCGUCGGAAAAUCCGAUGUGAUGCCAAUGUUCCCAAAUGCUCCGCCUGCGUCUUACACGGCACAUCCUGCACAUGGACUCCAGGACUUCAUUAUGGGCUCACAAAAUCGGCGCUUCGCUGAUAUUGAAAGUCGUUUGGCGGCUGUUGAACGCUCCCUUCGCAACAAUUCAGUGUCUCAAAACACGUUGAUGGAAGAGCCCAGUUCACCAGCACCUACCGUCACGAGUGAUUGGGCAGGACUCGCAGGAACGAUGUCGCCAAUCGACAACAGCGACCAUUUCGCUUUGCCAUCACUAGACCAAGUGUCUGCGUUGGUAAACAAGUACUUUUCCGACUACAAUCAGGCCAUGCCUCUCUUCUAUCAACCACAAUUUAUGCGAAUGUUGGAUAAGUGGUUUCGAUGUCCCCAUGAGCGACACGAAGCGUCAUGGGCAUCAAUAAACGUUGUCCUCGCUUUGGCUCUGCAACACGCGCCAUCUGCUGCAACAGCCAGCGAAGACCAGGUGUCUUCGGAAUGCAUUAAGAACGCCCAAUCAGUACUGAAUCAUCUCGUCAUUCGAGACGAAGAUUUACAAGGACUACAAGUCGUCUUGGCACUUGUGAUUCUUUUCCUCGGAACCACGCGGCCGCAACCCUCAUGUGUCCUGAUCGGGACGGCCGUUAAACUGGCGCAUCGACUUAAACUCCAUCUCCAGGACGGGCUCAAUGACACCAACACCGAACUGGCGGCUCAGAAGGAAAGAUUACUAUGGAUUACAUACAUCCUAGAUAGAGAUAUAUCCAUGCGAACGGUGGAACCCUACGGACUCCAAGACCACGACAUGGAGAUUGACACUAUUUCAGCAACCUUGAAAGGCGAUUCUGCUGGUAUUUUGUCUCUCCCGGACGAUCCAUCUCGGACUGUAAACAUAUUCCAUCUCCGAAUUCAGCUGGCCCGUAUUCAGGGGCAGAUGUAUGACCUAACAUACUCUGUACGUGCGCGGAGAUUUUCUGGACACCAACAAGACGCCGCUCUGGAAAAGCUGACACACUUGCUUGAAAGUUGGCGCAAGACUGUCCCUGAAGGCUUUCGCGUUGAAGACCUCUCUACUUGUGCGUCGGAUAAUAUUCUGAGCCAACUAUUGCCCCUACAUCUUGCAUCUUCCAUCUGUGUCUCCGUCACCAGCAAAGUCGAAAUUGAAGCUGCUGCCGACCAACUGGCCCAGCAUAGUUCAGGCCGCAAGAUCAUGCUUGGAACUUUACCAAUUCGUCAGCCGCAGCCGGUUAUGUACACUGCCUACGACUGA
Messenger RNA from Trichoderma gamsii, 2181 nucleotides. RefSeq lists its product as hypothetical. The record is from RefSeq and is a predicted model, not a curated record. NCBI's taxonomy places the organism in Eukaryota, Fungi, Ascomycota, Sordariomycetes, Hypocreales, Hypocreaceae. Gene Ontology annotation, biological process: DNA-templated transcription. The coding region runs from base 1 to 2181 and encodes 726 amino acids. Gene Ontology annotation, cellular component: membrane. The transcript is spliced from 6 exons. Gene Ontology annotation, molecular function: DNA binding; zinc ion binding.